AUGUACCUUAAUGACUCUGCGUCCUCUUCUUCGUCGUCUGACGGCGCCUGGUGCCCAGAAUUUCACCCGACACGUGCUGAAUUCCAGUCGUUUGCUACCUAUAUUCGUACCGUCGUGGAGCCUCAAUGCGCCAGUAUCGGCAUUUGCAAGAUCAUUCCACCUCGUAAUUGGUUCAGUCGCUCGUACGACGUCUCAGACUUGAAUUACCAAGUCUCAGCUCCUGUAUCUCAGCAUGUGGCUGGUAAAAAGGGCAUUUUUAAUGUGGAUUUGGUGGAAAGAAAAACUAUGAGCCCUUUAGAGUUCAAGACAAUGACAGAAGCUGCUACGGAUCAAGAGCCUGAAGACACAGGUGAUCCAUUAGAAGUAGAGAGGAAGUUUUGGAAGGGAUUACGGGGAACAAUGGACCCUCCUGUCUAUGGAGCAGAUAUUGUGGGCUCGCUGUUUGGUGAGACGGACACGACAUCGUGGAAUCUGAACGGCCUCAAUACAAUCCUGCGUAAAAUUGACCUUCCUGGUAUAACGCAGGCGAUGUUGUAUUUCGGCAUGUGGAGAGCAAUGUUUGCAUUUCAUACGGAGGAUAUGGAUCUCUACAGCAUUAAUUACGUACACACAGGAAAGCCCAAGUUUUGGUAUGGUGUUCCUCCUGAUGCUGCUCCUCAGCUUGAGAGAGCUGCGCAGUCGAUGUUUCCCGAAAAGUUCCACGAAUGUCACCAGUUCCUGCGCCACAAGACAUCUCUCAUUUCACCCGCUAGACUGAGGGAGUUUGGUGUACCCUUUUAUCGGGCAUAUCAAAAACCGGGCGAGUUCGUGAUAACCUUCCCAGCAACUUAUCACCAGGGAUUCAAUCUCGGUUUCAACGUAGCCGAAGCUGUCAACUUUGCAACGCUGCAUUGGAUUCCAUAUGGAUUACGAGCGAAGGUUUGCAAAUGUCUCCCUGACAGCGUAAGAAUUGACAUGGAUUCUUUCCUUACCAAGCUGUUUGAAGAGCCUCAGUGUAGCCCCGAAGUUUUGGGCGAAGACCCGUGGAUCUUUAGCUGCAAGUGCAACAAGUAUUGCAGCAGUAACAGUCCUCAAGUUAUUGUAGAGGAACAAUGGUUUGAAUGCUCCACGUGCAAGAUUUGGGCCCACGUUCGCUGCAUUCACCCUAAUCUCGCCGAUACGGCAGCUGACAAUCUCCCUCAGUCGUUGUUGUGUCAUCGUUGUGUCAGUGGGGAAGCUGGGAAAAAACCGCGCACUUUGUCCAGCGGUGGAGUCGGGCGUCGAAGUGGCACCGCGUCCAAAAGUGGCAGUCAUAAGCGAAAAAAGGAAGCUAUGGUUCACUCGAAGAAAAAGCAGGCAAAGGUGCCAACUUCGGCCGUCAUGUUGUCACCUUUAAAGAAGAAGAAAGUUACGUCAAAGGUCACUCAAGCACGUGCUACUACACGUACAAAUGCAACGGAGGAUGGAGCUGCUGUUCGUAAGUAUCUAAAAGUCAAAGGCUCGACUAUUCGUUUCGAGGACAUUGAGGCCAAAGUUGUGGCUGUAGAGGGCAAAUUUAUUCGCGUGCACUACAAGGGCGAGUCUACAAAUGAUGACGAAUGGCUGUCAGUGACUUCGAGGGAAUUACGACGACGAAUUAUUGCAGUAGAGCCGCCACUUCUAAAGUCAAAAGAUUGA
This is a messenger RNA of Peronospora farinosa, 1656 nucleotides long. The record is from the annotation of a GenBank genome assembly. NCBI's taxonomy places the organism in Eukaryota, Oomycota, Peronosporomycetes, Peronosporales, Peronosporaceae.